AUGACAGUGUUCUCCAAAACUGUUAGCUUUAAUGAUCUGGUUCCUCUGUUGCCAGCACUGGAACUACCAGACACGCUAAAAAUGUUAUUUUCAUACCGAAACUUUGUCCAUGCCCUGGCCGGCGCCGUGGUAAGUAAAUCAAGUUUCACACGUAUGUACUACAGUGUCACUAGUUUAUUUGCAAUCUGGCUUUUCUGUGGUUGCCGUGAUGUCAUGAGCCUGUGGUAAAUCAAGUAAAAAUUUCAAACAAAUUUAAAGCAGAAAAAUAGGAGAAACUAAACUAGAUCAAACACAAGAAACCAUAGCUCUUCUAGGGAUCGAUCAGCUGACGACCACUGUGUACUUUUGACCAAUGUAAGCUUAUGACUCUCAUGACGGUCUCGACAUCAUGCUUUCAUUGUGCUGGCACGUGUUUGUUAUACCAAACAAAUCUAGAGAUGCCUUGUUGCCUUUUCGAAUGGUUCAAAGCCCGGGGGUGGUUGUGGUGGUGGUGGUGGGGGGGGGGGGGGGGGAGGGAGUUGGUGUCUUUUUUUAUGGGUUGGGGGGUUUUGCCGUCCACACCCCCUCCCCACACAGAGUGUUUUUUGUCUGUUUUUUAUAGUACCCACCUCAUGUCACGUUUGUUGUUUACAUGUUUUUUUUCUUGUGUUUAUGUUUAUAUUUUUGUUUGGGGGUGUUUGUUUCAUUCUAACGAACAUGGCGAGGGCUUGUUUUGUGUGGGUGGCGGUGUGGGUGGGGGGUGGGGGGGGGGGUGGGGGGGGGGGGGGGGGGGGGGGGGGGGAGAGGGUACUUGGGUUAAUUUUUGCUGGGUAUGUGCCGUUGGCCUCUCAGAACCCCUACCCCAUAAUAGUCUAUUAUGUGGCCAUAUUAUAGACCCCAUCUUAGUCACUUUUGGAAAAAAGUAAUUUUUGCAAUCUCAACUUUUUCACUUUCUGUUUAUGCAUGAACUGACACAUUUGUCAAACUUAAUUUUUAUUUUUAAAUCCCUACAUACCUGUAUUUUCUGACCCCCAAAAUCCUGAAAAUGUGUGACCCCAGUCUGGUAACUCUUAUAAAAAUGCAACCCCAUAAUAGUCAAUCUAGUUGUGAAAAUGUGACACCAUCCAGUGGCACAUACCUAUUAGCCUACUACUAGAAGAUGUAGUAAUGUGACAAGAUGAUCCCUGGAUUGAUAUUCUGGUACAAAAGAAAGCAGAAUGAACCCUAAGUCCCCAUUAUAUAACUUUGAAAUACUGGUAGUACCCCAUGUUAUCAUGUCAGAGGGGUACAAGCAGAUACUUUGCACCAAAAAAAGUACUUGAAAAGUUUGGGUUGUCUGUAUGCAUGUCUGUCUAUAUGCACACCUGCAGUGCAGGGAGAUUCUGAUCAGUAGUGUUUUCACGCUUGCCAAUAGAAUUAAUAAUCUUUAAUAUCGUAGGGAAGUGUGACAGCCAUGACUGUGUUUUUUCCUUUGGAUACUGCAAGAACAAGGCUACAAGGUUGUGGUUAAGUUAUAAAUGUGUACAUUGCAGAAUAGUUAACAAUAAAUUAUUCACUCAUUACAAGUUUCCCUUUUAACAGAAAUUGGUGUAACAAUAAUAUUUUUUCAUAAUCUAUCAUCUUGAAAUGGAAUGCAAAGAGAGCACUUCCUCAGCCAUGAUUUCUAGAGAAUUUUUAAGUUCUAUAAUUAGGGACAGGUUAAAUCAUUCAUUAGCAUGCAAAAGUGAACAAACCUUACAUUCAUUGCAGUACUACCCUGACUGGAAGGUUAUUAGUCUAUUAAAACAAAAAUCAAUGGCUCUGACCCUGAUGAUGAUGAUGAUGAUGAUGAUGAUAAUAAUAAUAAAUAUUCAUGGUAAAUAAUAAGUAAUGGUAACAGGACUGAGUGGAGUCCAAUUCCGUUUGUAAUCAUACGAGUGAUUAACAAAAUUGCGGGAGUCCGAUUUGUUUAAUCACGAGUAUGAUUACAGACCAAAUUGGUCAACACGAAGUUCUGUUACCAAUUAAUCAUAACUUAAACAAAAUUUGCGAUAUAAUAGGCUAUUUUUAAAAUCAAAACACAGGAAAUUCUAAAUUUUGUUUUGCUGGCAGUGAAAAAAAAAAGCUAUUUAAGCAUGCGCGUGAUCGCGCGUACUAUCCAAUUACUUAGGCAUGACACGUACCGUCCUAUUAAACUGUCCAAUUAAGGCUGAAAUCAGGGCAGUUGAUAGCCAAUCAGAUUUGACAAUUUUGUUAAAGUUAUGAUUAUAAUAAUAAUAAUGAUAACGAAACUAUCAUUAUUAUUACUUUGUCAGCCUUUGUGUAGCCACAUCCUCCCCUAGACCUGGGAAAAACAGGUUGGGGAAGCUGUGUGUGGAUACAUGUUGGCUAAUACAUGUCUAUUGAAAAGACAUACUGUAAGAAUACAUCAUGGUGUCUCAAUCUUCAAGAAGGGAAGCCUUAAAUAUCAAUUUUGUAUUUUGAAGAAUCAUAAUGAUAUUGUAUUCAAUAUAAAAGCAAACCUUGUAGAACAAAACAAAAUUCUUUUAAUUUCUUCAUUUCUUUUAGUUGAUGAUAAAAGGAAAGUCAAGAAUACAGCCUAUGUGCUAAGGGAUAUAUUCCAAGAGGAAGGACUGUAUGUGAAGGACUUGUUAACUAGCUAUGGCUACUUUAUAUAUUAUUAUUUAAUUUAACAGGCACCUGAUUUCACCAAAAUGGAAGAGGGAAAUUUUGCUAGACUUCAAUUUUUUUAUUCUUUUUGGUAGAAAAUCAUGUUAAGAGAAAAAUAACUUUAUUAUUGUGGUGCAAAGUACUGUUAAGUUAGACUCCCAAGCUCAGUGAUUUUGUUACGUCUGCAUCCUGCAUCCCUGGCACCUGAAAAUCCCCAAAGACGCAAAAUACAGUAAUUCAUGGCAUGCAUCCUGUUGGACACGAAAGAUUGAUCGAUCAGUCCGAACAUGUGUUUUUGUGGAAAUAUCCAGCCCAUUUGUGUAAUUUCUGUGGCAAUUAUUAUGGCUGUUGUUUAACGAUGCAUAUUUCUUUUAGCGUUUGUUUUGCUUUAAAAUAGAAGGACUCGAUUUUAAUUUCAGUACAUUGUAAUAAAGAGUUUUAGAGUCUGUCUUCAUAUUAACUGUCUGGUUACAUAAAGGCCCUGCAAGCAUUUUUAAUUUUGGACUCGUUUUUCUUAAAACUGGGACUUAUUGGUUCUGGACUAGCACUCAUGAUUUUUCACAAGAUGAGUCCCAGGACACACCAUAACUAUGUCACAAAAUCACUGCAAGCUGUGUUUUUACCAUAACAAACUGUGUUAAUUUGAUUCCCUGUUGUUUUGAGUCAUUUUAAUUUCCUUUCUAUGAGUUGGACAGCUAAAGUCGCAUCAAACACAGAAUAGUAAUAUAUUAACAAUAAUUACUUUCUAAGUUUAUAGUAGAAUUCUAAGUAUAAGACAUUGCUACUGUUUGUUAUUUUUCAGGCAAUCUCUAUAUCGUGGUCUGCUACCAGUACUGUGCAGCCUUUAUUGUUCAAAUUUCCUUUAUUUUUACACCUUUAACGGCCUCAAGACUGUUUUUGUAGGAAAGGGUAAAACAUCUUCAUCAUUACAGGAUUUGUUAUUUGGAUAUUUGGCAGGUAUGGUGUUUUUUUUGUUGUUGUUGUUUAAAAAUAAACUCCCACAGAAUUGUUUUGGAACAUCAACAUGGCUUCUUUUGUCAUAUUGUUUUAGGAUGUCACCAAUAUGGCAGAUUUUGAGGUCAUAAGAAAAUGGUAAAAGAGUUGUAAACUAAAUCAAACUGAUCAGUAAUUUGGUUCUGACUGCAGUCAUCUUUGUUUUCAGGCAUUGUAAAUGUUCUAUUGACAACACCACUCUGGGUUGUGAAUACUCGCUUAAAACUACAGGGAGCUUCAUUUAGGACUAAAGGUUUAGAAACUAGUGAAACAAAGAAAUACAAAGGGAUUAUUGGUGAGUCUAUCUUUUCAGGCAAGAAAAUAAAUAGUUUUUGAUUCAUUAAAUACUGAGUGGUUUGUCAUAUUACAAUGUACGGCACCACAGAAUAUUCCCUUUCCAAGCUAAUUAAGGGUUAGGGGUUAUCAAAGCACCCUGUGUGCUUUGAUAUCUAUUUACCUCAAGUUUUAGUCAUCAGUAACUGUUAUUGGAUGUGGCUGGGUAUAGAAAGAAUUAUGCCAGUCGAGAAGCGUGUCAUACCACCCUCUAAGAUCUGCAUAAUUUUUCAUAUCACAUGCAGUCCCAUCCAGUUCAUUUGCUAUUGAUUUUCAUUCUCUCAAUGAAAAAGCAGCACAAUUCGAAUCUUUGGAGCAAAUGUGAAAGUCUAUACUUGUUUUUUUUUUUAUUAUUUGGGGGGAUUUUUUGGCUAUAGAAAUAUAACUGAAGUUGUUAUUGUAAUUGUCAUUGUAAUUAUAAUAUUUACACUCCCAUUGCCACAAAAUACAGGAAACAACAAAAGCCAAAAAUUAAAAAAACAUUUGUUCUGAUUGCUUCGCAGAUGGGUUGCAGCGAAUUAGCCGUGAAGAGGGCCUGGUAUCCCUUUGGAGUGGUACCGGCCCAUCUCUUGUUCUUGCUGGUAAUCCUGCUAUUCAAUUUAUGGUUUAUGAGGCAAUCAAAAAAUUUUUGAUGGAGGAUAACAAGAAGGUAUGUGCCGUCAUACCCCACCAAAAAAAUGAAUUAAAUAGGACUUGGUGACUAAAUUUAUUAUCAGUGCUGUUUCUGUUACUCAGAAUUCUGCCCAUAUUUUCUGACCUUGGGCUUGAUUGAAAUUAAUGUCUUUAAAUGCUGUAACCUGGUCAAUAGCAUAUUAGUGUCGUCUAUACAUUUUAGACCCAAUGAUUGAACGAAGCAUCCCAGCUAAUAUCUAGGACCGAGUCAAUUAUAACUGAUACACCCUCAAAUUUUGACACCCGAAAAUUUGGGAUCAUGAAUUGAAAAACGAGUAAUUCUUGAAUUUGCAAGAAAAGAAUGUACUCAAACCUCUGCAUUUGUAAUGAAAGUAUUUUUGCAUCGCCCCAUGGCGUAAUGGCUCAGUUAAUUCCAAACGUGCCCAUCUCCCCCAGUAUUUGUCGAGCACUUGUCAAGCUAUGCGUUCCCGCAGUGGGGCAUCAGUUCACAUCAAAGAUCACGCGGGCGGAGGAAAUAAGUCAUAUUCUCUACCAUCUAUUAAAAAGGAAAACUUGAAAACUUUCUGUUCGAAUUCUCCGAAAAAAGCGCUCUUCUUUACCAAAUCUUCUGCUGUGGUCGUGCUUAUGAAAAAAAGCCGCAAUUUUGAGGUAUUGCCUCUUGCUUUUAAGGUAGAUAUCAGUGAAUUUCACGCCUCCCUUAAAACUCCGGUCCCUCAAGUCAAGUAAGUGAUUUUGAUACCUUACCUUAUAAUUGGUGUUUUUGUUUUUUUAUGUGAUUAUGGUUUGCAGUCUUUACGUGGAAGACAAUAUUUUGCACUGGGUGCAGUGGCCAAAACUGUUUCCACUGUGGUAACAUAUCCUCUUCAAGUGGCACAGUGUCGGCAGCGGGUAAGUUACUCCAGGCGCUUAACACUUGCUCAACACGUGCCUAACACGUGGUCUGUUACUUCGUGUAGUGGACACUGGGGAGAAUAAUAGCCUGCGUGGCAGGCGAAAAAAGGGGAGGGAGACGGGAAGGGAGAAAAGCACUACCCCCCUCCCUUUUUCCCUACCCCCUACCCGUUUCGACGCCUGCUACGCAGGCUAGGGAGAAUACUUCAUAGUAAUAGGUGACCCUCUUAAAAUAAAUAACAAUUAUUCACCGAAAUGGAGGUAGCUAGUCCUGGAAAUUUACCGAACUGCAAAGCAGUGAGGUAAAUAUCCCCGACUAGCCACCGACACUGAGGUGAAUAAUUGUUUUAGUAUAUACUAAAACAGUGAGAUAAUUGAGCACAAAAAUGACGAUUUUUAACUCAAUACUGUUGCCAACGAUUACAAUUUUGGCGCGUAAUGACCAGGCGGCCGCGGCCGUCGCUUCUUCUUACCGACAAUUAAAACUUUUGAAGGCAUUUGUUUAGCUCUUGCGAGGAAAUUUCUUCAAAAGGAGUUGUGAAUUCUUUUUGUAUUUAAAAUCAUUCUUUAAAAAAUGAUUAUUAAAUUUAGUUUUAAGCUUAUUUAUGAACAACUCAACUAAAUAAAGUAACGCAAGACUAAACUUAAUUUGCAUUUUUAAAUUAAUUUUUUUUCACCUGUUUUAUCGAUAAAUUCGUGUCAAAAAGACAAAGCUUUACCUGUUAAAACUUCCAAUCCGAACCUCGUCACCUUCUUCGUGUAUUUCGAAAACAGCUUGCUUGAUUAGUUGUGAAAUUUCUUUGUUUGUUUACGGCAGCAAACCGGGAAGGCAUUUUGCUUGCAACUUACGCGAGUUUGGCGUCGCUCGCUCGGAGGAACUGGAGGUGAAUCAGUGAAUAGUGCAGGAUAUUCACUGAUUGAGUAGCCAAUCAGAGCGCGCAAAAAACGCUAUCCACUGUUUUAGUGUAUACUAAAAAUAAAUACGUUUAUUGGAAGAGGGGGGAUUGGGUAGGGUAUAAGGGUUGUUGUGGGAAGCGCGUGGGUGUGGGUGAAUGUCGUGGGUAGAAAAAAGUGUCUACUAGACAAAAUGAUAAAGUAUAGUAAUUGAAAGAAAAAAGUAAAUAGAAAAAAGUUACGAAACGAAAAUCUCCGACUCCUUGAUUGCCCUUUUCACUGCUCCUUCUUCGUCCUCUUCCUGUUUUUUCCUUAGCCACGUGGGAGUUGGUUCCCCUUUCACAACACUGUAUAAAAGACAUGUUGCCGAUGAAGAUUUAUCCAUACCUGAGCGAUCGCCGCGAAAUGAACGAAACAGACGAAAAAUAGGUCGAAACGUGCAAUUUGCAGAAGGUAUGGGACGGCUCUGACUCGCUGAAUGGAAAUAGCUGCUUAAUCUUUAAUCUUUAUUUGAUCUACAAUUCCAAUGAUCAGCGGAGAUUUUUGAACACGAUGGAAUGCGAUCACCGUGGGAUAGGAACUUCCAAUCCGAACUUCGUCACCUUCUUCGUGUAUUUCGGAAACAGCUUGCUUGAUUAGUUGUGAAAUUUCUUUGUUUGUUUACGGUAGCAAACCGGGAAGGCAUUUUGCUCGCAACUUACGCGAGUUUGCCGUCGCUCGCACGGAGGAACUGGAGGUGAAUCAGUAAAUAGUGCAGGAUAUUCACUGAUUGAGUAGCCAAUCAGAGCGCGCGAAAAACGCUAUCCACUGUUUUAGUAUAUACAGGUUAUUAUUAACGUAAAACGAAAGAACCAACGUAUUUACUACUCCCCACUAGAUUUGUUUUGUAAGUUUAUUCCAGUAUUACGUGACCAGGUGCAUGAAAACCUCGCUGUGGAGAGAGAUGGUCACUAGUGAAAGCUUUCUGGUUUUAGCCUGGUUACUCCCAAAGCAACGUUAAAGAUCAGAGCUCUUAGUUCUCAUCUUCAGCGGCUUCACCGUUUGUAGACAUAUUAAAUUCUGCAAGCAGAAUACUGCAAUGCUGAUCGUAAUACGUGAAAAUUUACUCUGCAUUUGUAGUUUAUUUCCUCCAACACAGCUCCGUUAAAUUCAUUGCGUUGGUUACAAAGUAAAAUUAAUGGUAACGCUCUUGUCCUCUUUCUUCAGUCCGGACAAAAAACACCCAGUGGCAAGGCAGACAUUUUCUCUCUCAUGGCGAGAAUUGUCAAGUACGUAUUCAAGCAAUAUAAAGCUUAGUUGCUGCAAAAUACCAUUGAUAAUCUAAUCUGCAGAUUUGUUUAAAAAAAAUGAAAGUGUUAAUUUGGUCGAGUUCACUUUCGUUGAUCAGCUUGUGGAAUCCGUCUGAAGGAUUUUUGGACCGCAGUUAGUAGCUUGCUCCAGGCGAGCGCGGGAGUAGUAUUUCCCUUCAUUUUCCCCAUUUACGAUUUAACUCGCUUCCCAUCAGCUGAAUGCGGCCGGGGCUCUGCUUUUGAACGCCUGGAACAGGCUAGACAGUGCGGGUUGUGGCGGACGGAGGGACGGGUGCUCGGGGUUGUUAGAGAUAAUAUAUAUAACAUGGAGUCCUAGGUAUAAUACUUCUGGAAGCUAUAAAACGUAUUUUAGAUGCCGGUUAUUUAGCCGCGUGAGGAGGUACUGUAUAGCGCUUGGCGCGAACACUCGUCUCUCGCGUUUGACUGUCUCCCCCUCCGCGCUCAGCUUAUGCUGGCUAUUUGGGUUAGAAAUUUCCCGUCGGAUUUUUUUUCAGGGGUGGGAUGGAAAGGGGUGGAUUGCAAAUAUUUUAACGACAGGGUUAUAUAGGCUUUCAUUGGCAAUGAACGUAAAAGGCAUUUUAGCAUAUCACACUUUCGUCUUACCAAAGUAUUAGCCCGAACGACAGGCGUUUCUAUAUCGUGGGGGUUCAGGCGGGUUUUUGGGUGCAAACGGUAAGCUGACCGCGGAUUGCUUUAUGUUAUAAUCCAGAUAUUUGCGGUAUAUUGUUCUUCAUCUCCCCGCUUGGCAACUGUUUCAAAGGUUGUACUUUUUGAUGAUUUACGACGUAAAACCUGCACAAAAUACUGAACCACGAGAUUAAGGGUUCCUUUUCUAUAUCGGUUUGAUUUCGGCAUUUUACGGCGAAGCAGCCAGAAUUCGGUGAUAUUCUUUUUUUGUGUGGUGUUAAUACAACCGCUGUAAUGAACAAUACAAGAGGAGAAAAAACACUAGUGGUGCCUCUUGAAUAGUUAGUUCAUAAAAUACAUCUUCCUUUAAUCUAAUAGCAGUCUUGCUAUUUUAAAUCAUGCAAGUACAGAUACAGUUGAGCGACAAAUGUUCCCACAGUUGACUUCACGCAUGUAAAUUUGUGUUUUAAAAACCGUGUAACAAAGAGACCUCGUGAUAUUUUUGGGUGCAACCACAUGACAAAGUAUCUAUGUUGCUUGAUAGAACCAGAACAAUAAAAUGUUUGCAAAGAGUUUGCUUGAGAAAAGAGCGGAGGGAAACGCUUUUGGUGCCGUGCAAACCAGCAAUAGACUGGGUGUACAUUGGACACAGCAUUCGGUGUAUUUAUUCGUAGACCUUAUAAUAUUACCCUGCGAGCAGAGGCCUUUAUCGAGAAAGAUCGAAGGGCCUCUUCUCGAAAGGUAAAUAAUAUAGGGAGUAGCAAUUAAACCAAUUAUUAUACUGAGUGUAAUACUUGGCAAAGGGCAGAUAUAAUGUUGCUAAUAGUUCAACUAGUGAAACUUAUAUCCCUCGAGCGGCACCAUAAACGAACAAAAAGAAUAAAAAAAAUAAUGAUAAAUGCAAAAGCGGUUUUAUAUAAAAACAAUGAUGAAGUUUUUUUCACUCUGUUAAAAUAACAUAAUGGUUUUUAUUCGUUAUUCCGCAGGGAUCGAGGUUUUAUUGGACUUUAUAAAGGCCUGGAGGCUAAGCUUCUUCAAACUGUGUUAACAGCCGCUUUAAUGUUCGUCGCUUAUGAAAAAAUCGCUGCAUUUAUAUUUAGGUUACUUCGGAAAAGUUCGAGAUAGUCUAUGAAAUAUUUUUGAAAGGAAGUGAUUUCAGUAAAGCAGAUUUCUGAAAACCUAAUUAAUAUAGAAUAAUAUACUAUUAACAAACUUGGCCGGUUGCUUAAACAAAUUACAACUGAGUUCGCGAUUUAAGGCGAUCUGUGCACCAGCAGAUCCGUUCAAGAAGAUUAUUUUUUGGAGCCAGUUGUUUUUCUACACUACACCAGUUGCCUUCUUGAUAUUAGGAAGCCGGAAGCGGACUUUUUGCAUUCUUUGACAGUGGUUUUUCCCAAAUUUUCCGGCAAAUCGUCUCUGUAAGACUGAAAGACACUUGGCAAUUGACCACUACAGAAAAUAACAUACCAUACCAUAAUGCUCUUUGUUUGCCACCCCAAUGGCAAGAGAAUCAAAAUGGCCCUAAGAGAAACUGAAGACAAUGCUUAUGCAAAAUUUUGGGGUGACAAACAGAGCCUUAUGGUAUGUUAUGGUAUUUUCUGUAGUGGUCAAUAGCAAUUUGUUCGCGUCAAGGCACAUCGAAGGGAAAAGGCUUUACUUCCGGCUGACGUGCUUCUCCUCAUACACGACUUUGCGUGCGUUUCGCGUAAGCACCUUACUGUGUACAGUAAACAACGUUCAGAUAUUGGUGUUGGCCAAAUUGAAAACACUUGAAACACUGUUUUGUUAAACGACCGCUACACUUCGUUUGGCAACCGCCCAUUCAUUUUAUGAAUUAAAGCGAAAAUAAUCCAAACCAAAUGGUUACAAUACAGAGAUAUGCACAAAUGUUUUUUAUUCUGUUUGACAUUUCAUGUUUUAGCAAGUCUUUGAAAGGGCAUUGCUAGGCGUUUUAGUAUUUUUUUUUUCAUCGUCAUUUAUCCAUUCGGCAUUUCCACAUCUCCAAUAAGACACCUUGUUUGCCCCCCAAAAACUUUGCAUAACCUUUGUUUUUUAUUUCUCCUCGUUAUUACAGUCGUCCCAAGAGAAAUUCAAGACAAUGCUAAUACAAGGUGUAUCAUGGGUGAUGUGCAAAUGGCGAUAUAGAGACAUUUAAGCACGUAAUUUAUGUCUGUGAUGAGAUCCUAAGCUGUAAUCAUUUGAAACUUUCAUGAUACUCUUUGGUUUUAGAAUUUUGCAAAAUGAACUUUGGGGAUUUAUUUAAAUUUCGGGUUUUAAUAUUUUGGCAAUAUUGCGUGUAGCAGUUUAUUUAACGGUACUCAUAAGGCGCCUGUAGAAAAUGGACUGGAAUCGAAUGGGAUUCAGUGAAGCACACUGCGCAUACUCGUUUUUCAUGU
Molecule: messenger RNA, 10705 nt
Organism: Porites evermanni
Lineage: Eukaryota; Metazoa; Cnidaria; Anthozoa; Scleractinia; Poritidae
Source: the annotation of a GenBank genome assembly